CGAUUAAUAAUAUCUAUCCAAGAUAACUAGUUAACUGAAUAGAUUUGCACACCGGGUCAGAUGAAAAUUAAUUGCCGACAAUUCCAGAGACAUUGAGCUUCUGGACCAGUUCACACCCAUCCAACAUCACGAUGUCUUCUGACAUCAAUCCAUACUGUACUGAGCCCGCUAUUCCAGUUCUAGCUCAUACUCUUCUUCAACUCCCAGAGCAACCGCCUGGUACCUCAGACGCGGAAGGUGACUCGGGUUCAGGAUAUAACAAACCCGAGCCAAAUAGCUUAGAUGCGUGGAAUCUAAAGCCCAGCAUUGAAAACGGGCUGCAGCAUUAUCCGAACGACAUCUUCCGGCCUGGAACCGUACUUGGAUUCUCACGCUUACGCGGGAGAAGCCCCGAUGGAAACGACGAUGAAUUUAUAGGCGAGACUCCACGAUAUCUCCUUACAAAAUGGCUAUGCAAAGUCUCUUCAGCUCCACAUCCUAGAAAUAAAGCAUUCAUAAUCCACCCGGCGAAUUUCGAUGCCUUUUCUCCCAAGAAACUCCUCGCAUCCUUACUCUCUCUGCCCCGCGAGCCUGCUCUAUCCCGCAACGAGGCAAUCUCUUGCCUUGAUUCCGUUCAGCUAUUCCCCGUCUUUGACUUGGCUGCAGCCGCGCAGGCUAUCACUGAAGUCUCAGGUACAUUGCAUAAGCCAGAGCCAGCGCGCAAAGGGCACGCAACGGUUCUUAUCAUCACUGGUCUGGAUACAUUAGCGGAGAGCGUAAUCCGCGCCUCAAAUGCCGUUAGAGGAGCAGCGGUUUUAACCAGUAUCAUCCGUACUAUAACACAGUUGUCGAGAACGCAUCGGUCUAAUCUUUCAGUGAUGCUUGUGAAUACGAGCGGGGUUGGACCGAUGGCGCCCGGGGGCUUUUCGGGGGCCCAGGAUUCUCAAUUUCGAAGGGAAGAUGAGAACCAGCAGUUCCGUUUUACGCGGGAAGAUGGAAUCAAUUCGAUCUUCCGGGUUGCCGACGCGUCUUUGUUCCCCAGUUUGCUGAUGAGGACGGUGGAACAGGGCAUUGAUACGCAUUUCUUAUUAUCCUAUACGAGAUCGAUUCCUGUGGUUGAGGUGAUCAAAGAUCGGCUUGGGAAUAAUGUAGGGAAAUGGUGCGCAUGGGAUAGGAAAAAGUGAAAACUGACUAGUCGACUACCUUGGGCGACAUCACGAUGCCGUUAGGGUGGACAAGUAUGUCACGUUUCAUUCCGCGUCGCACACUAUCUUACAAUAUCUAUCCCAAGCAUGCUCAAGCUUUUAUCUUUCCUGUCAGGUACCAAAAUACGCCUGUCUUAUGCAACCCGUGAGGAACACAAACCACCAAACCGACCGAACUCCAUGAUACACGUCCUUUCAUGUUUUAAAAAUCGGCGAAUAGGACGAAUAAGUAUAUCCCAACAGCCCGAAAAGCAGGUGCAAGCAAAAGGAUGAAGGAAAAUAAGAUGUUUGAGGAGAAAUAAUAGGGAACGACCCAGACCGGUGUGCUAGCUGCCAUUUUGAGCGUUGUCUUUCUCAGCCCACAUCCUGAGCACCACUCGUUCCACAACAUUUUGAGCUUCUUUCUCG
Aspergillus ochraceoroseus IBT 24754 is the source of this 1592-nucleotide messenger RNA. RefSeq lists its product as uncharacterized. The transcript has 3 exons. The record is from RefSeq and is a predicted model, not a curated record. Lineage: Eukaryota; Fungi; Ascomycota; Eurotiomycetes; Eurotiales; Aspergillaceae. Bases 132 to 1163 code for a protein of 343 amino acids.